AUGGAAUGGUCUACAAAAUUUAAUCAAGACCAAACUAAUAAUAAUGAUCUAACUACAGAAUUAUCUACAGAUUUUACCCAAUAUCAAACUAAUAUAAGUUUGCCAAACACUUAUAAUAAUCCAUCCAUAGAACGAUCCACAGACUUUAGUCAAAAUCAACCUAAUAAUAAUCUUUUUACAGAAUGGACUACGGGUACCACAGAUUUUACUAAUAAUUCAUCAUUUACGCCAUACCAAAUUACUACAAAUUUACUAAAUAUUUUCAAAAAUUCGAUUAUAGAAUUACCCGUAGGCAUUGCUCAAAAUAAUGAGGAUCAAACUAAUUACAAUUUAUCUACAGAACAGACCGCAUGCUUUACUCAAGAUCAAACUAAUACAGAUUCGCCAAAUAUUCAUAAUUCAGAAAUUACUCAAUAUCAUGAAAAUAAUACUUUACCACAAUAUAAUGCAAAAUCAGUUAAAGAAAAUAAGCGCCCAGUUUCACUUGUUUCUAGGCGUAAAAAAUAUAUAAGUAAAAAGUGCAAGACAUGUAAUUUCAAAAGAUCUCACUAUGAUGAAAAUUCUAAUCAAUGUAAAUAUUGUUAUCGGGCCUCAUUACGAGUCUUGAGUGGUAAUAAAUUAAUUGACAAUUUUAUUGAAUCAACGCAAACCUUUUAUCGAAACUGUAAACAUAACAAAAAAUUAGAAUUUAUUCCGUAUGACCAAUUUAUUAAUAUUGAAUAUCUUGCUAAAGGAGGCUUUAGUAAAAUAUAUAAAGCAACAUGGGUUGAUGGGCCUAUUUCUCGUUGGAAUCCUAAAAAGCAAGAAUAUGGCCGAAAAAAAAAUUAUGAGGUUGCGCUUAAAAUUCUUAAUAAUUCUAAUAAAAUGGAUUCUGAUUAUUUAAAUGAGCGCAAAUUCAUUAUCUUGGAUAGAAAAAUUAAAACUAUUACAGAACAUUUCACUUGGACUUGGAUAUAUAUUCUUAAUGGUCUUCGCCCCAAAAUUCCAAUUGAUAUUCCACACGAAUUAGUUAAAUUAUUAAUGGAAAGUUGCUGGCAUUCAGAUCCGGACAAAAGAAUUGAUCUCAGUUCUUAUUGGUUGAAUCUUUAUGAAAUUAUUAAAAAAGCAGAAGGAGGUGAAAUAAAAUUUCCAGAAAAUAAAAGUGCAACUAUUUUACCACCUAAAAUGAACGAACAAGGAAUUUAUUCCAGUCGACUAUUAACACCGUUAAUUAGUAAAGCAUUGACUUUGCAAAGUAUGAAACUAAAUAGCAACAUAAUUACUGACAUUCCAACGGUAAUAAUGCAAAAACUAAACGGUAACCAAACAGAUGAUGAUUCUAAAGCGAUUGAAUUUGAUAUAAACAAAUUAUAA
Messenger RNA from Cetraspora pellucida, 1353 nucleotides. NCBI's taxonomy places the organism in Eukaryota, Fungi, Glomeromycota, Glomeromycetes, Diversisporales, Gigasporaceae. The record is from the annotation of a GenBank genome assembly.